Molecule: messenger RNA, 2513 nt
Organism: Mangifera indica (mango)
Lineage: Eukaryota; Viridiplantae; Streptophyta; Magnoliopsida; Sapindales; Anacardiaceae
Exons: 2
Coding region: 190-2052 (620 amino acids)
Source: RefSeq, a predicted model, not a curated record
UCCUGGCCCAGGAAAUUUCCCGUGUCUUACCAUUUUUAAUUCCAGUUAACGCAGAAGCGAGCAAAACCCGGUUCUUUCUUUAACUUAGAACGCCACAGUGACGAUUCGGGACUUGAUCGUGUAGAAAAUUCAUGGAAGUGGUUUUUCUUCAAUCUCAUCAGAAGGUUUGGUGACGUUAAUGUGAUUGUAAUGGCACUUGGGUUGGUUUCUAAACUGCAAAACCUGUGGCCGUUUUCGUUAUUGAAAUUUGAUGAUUUGAGAGCUUCUGAUGAGUUGGUACGCCAACUUUCGAUACCGGAACAUACAAAAAGGUUUGUUUUUGCGAUUAGAGAACCUGAAUCGAAAUCUGUGGUGUAUAUACUUUGUGCCCAGAAUUUAUCUGAGAGAUCAGCUUUAGAUGCUGAGUGUCUUAUUAGGGAAGUCCGACCUGAUGCCGUGGUAGCUCAAGUGAGUGUUCGGGAUGAGGAGAUUGAAUUAGGACAUAUUGAUGGUGAGUCAGUUCCUACUUCUUUGUUUGGAGUGCUGAAACGAUGUUUUGUUGAUAAGAUUAAUAGGGAAGUGUAUGAAAAUAUGGCUGGGAACUUGGUUUUGAGGGAGAUUUUUGGGGUUAGUUUUCAUGGACCUUUCUUGGCUGCUAAGAGGGCUGCCAAGGAGGUCGGUUCAUCAUUUGUGAUGCUUGAAUCGUCGAUGGUUAGAGACCCUGGUGGAGAUAACUCUUGUAAGGAAGUGGAUUCAGGGAAUAAGAUUCAAGGUUUAGUUAAUAGUUUGGUUCCUCAGACAGUAGGUUCAGUUGUGUCAUCAAGUUCUAGAAGGUUUCAACUUACUAAUGAUGUUGAGUUGCAGAUGGUGAGGUUGUUAUCUUCAAAUAUGGAUUUGUUAGAGUUGAAAUCGGGGCCUGCUAAUUCUAAUUUUGACACAGGGUCAAAAGAAGUUCUGUUGAGGCGCAAUUAUGCAAUUCCAACAUUUGCACAAUCUAUUUAUCCUUUACUUUUGGAUUUGCAUGAUAUAUUCGGUUAUCUCCCGUCAAUGACGAGGGCUCUAGCCCUUGCACAAAAGAUGCUCAAUGAUGUGAAUAGAGGGAAAGCUGUGGAUACUCAGGUUAUUUCUGAAGUUCACACCUUUCGAAUUGCUGUUGAGGGGCUGAGAAUUGCUCUUAACAAUGCUGGUCGGCUGCCCAUCAAUAAAUUGAGGGAUUCCAAUUCACCCAAAAUUGAAUUUUCUGAACUUCCAGUUGAAGAUAAGUCACAUGCUCUCCUUGCACAGUCUCUUCAGAGUCAAGCCAAGGAGUUCAAGACUAUGGUGGCAGUGGUUGAUGCUAGUUGUUUAGCUGGGCUUAGGAAACAUUGGAACACUCCUGUUCCUGAUAAGGUCAAAGAUUUAAUUACAGAGCCGAUUGCAAACUACGAAGGUGAUGGGGAAACUUCAAAUUAUGUGGAUAGGAAGCGAUUAUUAUCUAAUAAACCUGUUGUGGCUGUGGGUGCUGGAGCAACAGCUGUUUUAGGGGUUUCCUCUUUUUCUAAACUUCUUCCGGCAUCAACCUUCAUGAAGGUUGUAUCAUUUAAAACUCCUGUUUCACUCAAACUUUUUCUGACGCAAACCCAGAAGGCACUGGCAAUAGCUGUUGGCAAGACUAAAGUUGUGGCUCCAGGACUUGCAACUUCUGGAUCAAAUACAACAUCCGUCUUGAAGGCAGCAGCUUCUGCUGAGAAAAUCCGGACGGUUGCCCACAGUGUCAUAGCCUCAGUUGAGAAGACCAGUUUUUCAGCCAUGAGAACAGCAUUCUAUGAAAUAAUGAGAAAACGGCGGGUACGACCAAUUGGUGUCCUACCAUGGGUAACAUUUGGGGGUAGUGUUGCAACUUGUGCUGGAUUGCUUUUGUAUGGAGAUGGGAUUGAAUGUGUUGCUGAAUCUUUACCUGCAGCUCCCUCCAUUGCCAGUUUAGGGCGUGGGAUUCAGUAUCUACACAAGGCAUCUCAAGAAGUGAAGCAGACAAAUGAAUCCAGGAUUCAAAAAUCUAUAGAGGCACUGAUGUACAGGUUGAAGAAAUUAUAGAUUCAAUAAAGUAAGAAUUCAGUUAUUGUCUUGUUCUCGUAUAGUAUUCAUAAUCUUAUUAACAGUCAAUGAUUUUGAAAGGUUGCCUGAAUUGAAAUGAGAGAUUCUUACGUACAUAAGUCUAGGUACAGUUGAAUGCAUCACCAUGGCUGCCAAAGUUUUGAUCAUAGAGGCGUUUUUGGUUUUUUGGGUGCACCAUAUUCUAAUUUCUCUGGACUACAUUUCUCAAUCGUCAUAAACAGGUGAGUCAGCAACUAUUGAUUCGAUUUAAUUUUAUAUGAUAAGAAACCAGGAAGGGGUUUGCUGGUGUAGUGUUGCUGCCAAUUGUUCUUGAAGAUGAAGGAAAUUUUAUAUGAUAAGAAACCAGGAAGGUUUUGUAUUCGAAGUAACCAGUUUCGGUACUUUUGGCCCCAGUUGUGUUUCAUGAGUAAUAAUAUGCAGGAUUAUUAGAUUCUUUAUAA